This is a messenger RNA of Telopea speciosissima, 1125 nucleotides long. Its product is annotated as E3 ubiquitin-protein ligase RNF4-like. The record is from RefSeq and is a predicted model, not a curated record. The transcript is spliced from 6 exons. Lineage: Eukaryota; Viridiplantae; Streptophyta; Magnoliopsida; Proteales; Proteaceae. Bases 196 to 873 code for a protein of 225 amino acids.
AGAGACAGGAAGGAUCGUAAAUUUUUUCUUGUUCAGCGUUUAUAACUCCCUAACGGUGAAGAGAGGAAACUCUCCUCUUCCCCUUGUUUCAGAACAAAGCAAGAAAAGCUAAUUUUCUUCUAACGAAGCCCAUAGUUGGAGGCGAUUAAAGGGUUCGUGGGCUCUGACCCUACAGCGGUAGCAGCGUUAAAUAGCAUGAGCACUCGUGGUCCGAGGCGGCCUUUGAAAGGGUAUGUGAGGGAUUCUCGCAGGAGAAAGAUGGUACUGGACGUGGACCUCAAUGAUACACCUCCGGGUGAGGGGAGAGCUCUGGAGGAGAUCUUUACUGGAAUUGGGUCUCAGGGAGCACAGAGUAGUGUCCAAGGAGGGACAUUGCCAUCCGCUGCAACAAUUGAUGUGGAGGCCAUUGAUGAUGAAGUUGUGAUCUCAUCUCCAAGGAGUUUUGCUGAAGCUAGGAACAAGUCCAGGAGGAACCAUGGGGUACCUGUGCUCCUUGAUGAAGAGUCUGAUGUUAAUCAAGGUAACUCAGGAGACCCUAUUAAUAGGUUAAAUGGUCAGAAUAAGCGCAGAAGAGUUCCGCCAAAUCAGACUGUUAUCAACUGUGACAUGUACAUAAACUUGGAAGGCAAUAACAGUGCGAAGAAUGAGAAAAAACCUUCACAACCGCCCGUACCACCACCACCCAAGGAGCCCACCUUCAGCUGCCCUGUUUGCAUGGGUCCACUGGUUGAGGAGAUGUCGACCAAGUGUGGCCACAUCUUCUGCAAGAAGUGCAUCAAGGCUGCGAUAACAGCUCAGAAUAAAUGUCCUACCUGUAGGCGAAGGCUGACAAUGAAAGACGUUAUUAGGAUCUACCUGCCUGCUACCAAUUGAGCCAAGCUUAUACAUGCCCAUCAGAUUUAUACAAGGUGGGUUUGCAUAUAGGGGGGCUUAGACAAGGGAAAUCAUUGCACAGCUUGGGGAAGGAACAAGGGAUGGACAUGAAGCUCUCAAUCUCUUUUGGUUUUUAAUCUAGAUUUAGAAUUUGACUUUAUUUGGUUGAGAAGUUCGAAAUCCCAAUGGUUGUGAUUGGUCUAGGACAUGGCCUAACCUUCCCUUCAGAUUUAUAGUGUUGAACUUUCUUUC